GGGGAGCUCCAAGGGACAUGGGACAGGGGACAGAGGCUGUGGAGAGCACUGGGGCAGGGCAGUGCCACCACUGGGGCCAGUGUCCUGUCCCUGGGCCCUGCCUUUCCUGCCCCUCUGUCCCAGCCACCCUCUCCCUGCUACCCAACCCCACUGAGCCCCUUCUCUCCCUCCUCCUCCUCCUCCAGGCCAUGGCUGGAAAGCUCACCAAAAUCCUGCUGGUGCUGGCCAUCCUCCAGCACGGGCUGAGGGCACAUGCCCAGGCAGCGCAGACCAAGGCAGAGGUCCUGAGGCAGCAUGAGGAACAGCACAGCCGGAUGACUUGGCUGGCCAUGGCUAGAAGCAUCACCAAAGUCCUGAUGGCAGCAGGCAUCUUCCAAUAUGCACUGAGUGUGGAUCUCCCAGUAGUGAAGGUCACAGAAGAGCUCCUGAGGCAGCAUGAGGAGCAGCGCAGCCAGGAGAUGGCCAAUCUGCAGAAGAUGGAGCAGAGGAUGCAGGAGCAGAGCAGACCCACCCAGGAAAGCGUGCUCCACUCAGCCUGCCUGCAGUGGUGGCUCUGGAACUGUGUGGAAAUUAUCCUCCUGCUCUUUGGGAUAUACUGGCUGCCCACUAGGAAGAGUGCUAGUUAUGGCAGUGGCAGCCAGGAGAAAGCCACCUGCAGUGCCCAGGAGCAGAUGGAGAACUAGGAGGACAAGCCCAUGGAUAAGAUGCAACCUACCCCCAGAAACUGCCAGCUGCUCCGGCUGCCAUCCCUUAUUCUUCAAGCCUACAGGACAAGAGAGGAAAAAAUAAACUAAUUGAGUCAGUGGCACUUCACAGCACAAUUUCCUGGCUCCUGUACCACCCCUUCUGCCCUGUGAUCAGAGCACCUGCUUGUCGUCUGCUUGGAACUCCUUGGGAGAAGAAAAGCC
Molecule: messenger RNA, 908 nt
Organism: Ficedula albicollis (Collared flycatcher)
Lineage: Eukaryota; Metazoa; Chordata; Aves; Passeriformes; Muscicapidae
Exons: 3
Coding region: 18-683 (221 amino acids)
Source: RefSeq, a predicted model, not a curated record